Colletotrichum destructivum is the source of this 3804-nucleotide messenger RNA. Its product is annotated as Putative glycoside hydrolase family 47, six-hairpin glycosidase-like superfamily. Bases 467 to 3502 code for a protein of 1011 amino acids. The transcript is spliced from 3 exons. The record is from RefSeq and is a predicted model, not a curated record. Gene Ontology annotation, cellular component: endoplasmic reticulum; membrane. Gene Ontology annotation, biological process: mannose trimming involved in glycoprotein ERAD pathway; carbohydrate metabolic process. Gene Ontology annotation, molecular function: mannosyl-oligosaccharide 1,2-alpha-mannosidase activity; calcium ion binding. NCBI's taxonomy places the organism in Eukaryota, Fungi, Ascomycota, Sordariomycetes, Glomerellales, Glomerellaceae.
CAUGCCCACACCUAGGUAGGUACUUAGGGUACCCCAUUCCUUGCGUGCCUUACCUGUCUUACCUAGGCACCUGUCCAAUUGACCACAGUCAACUAACCUUUACUUUCCGUGGCUCUCUCACUUCUCUUGCUUUUGGCCAUUUCUUCUUUCGCCGUCUUUACUCUCCGCUCUCACUUGGCUGCGUCCCAUCCCCGUGGCCUCCCUUUCCCUCCCAUUCUUCCGUUCCUUGCUCUCGUGCUACUUGUUUUUACACCGUCGUGGCUUUCCUUCCAAGCACGACCUUUUCGCAAUCCGAGAGAUGACACCCUUCUAGCUUGCCAUCAUCAUCUUUGUUGCUUUUCUACCUGGCUAGACCCUACGGCCCCUAGAUCACUGGUUCAGCGCUAUCAUUGCAGUGCAGCACGCGACAUUGACGUCGGUCUCGAAUCAUUCCUUUUGAGAGACUCGCUCCGGCGAGCCAGUAGCCAUGAUGCCCCGCCGAAGGAGCCGCUACGUGCUCCUCGUCGCCAUUGUCAUGGUCUUCAUGCUGUACCAGGUCUUCAAGAGCCCCGAAUGGGAUGACACAGCAAACGCUAGCACCCUCAAGCCCAGCGAACCCGAAAAGGGCCAGGCCGCCCACAAGGAACCCGCGAAGCCGCCGUCGGUAAACGAUCCGGCCUCGAACAAGCACCUGAACAACAACCCGCCGCCCGAUCACGAACACCCCCACGACCAGGAGGAGGACGAGCCCGAGCAGAACCCCCAGAAGCAGACGGCCAGGCCGACAGUCAAGAUUCCCCAGCUCAAGACCGAGAAAGUGAAGCCCGCCGCGCCCACCGAGACGCUGUCCGGCCCCACGCUGUCGAUUCAUGCCCCCAACGAGGCCGUUGAGGUUACCAAGAAGCCUGAGGUCACCAAGGGGCCGACUAGCUCCCUCGACGACGACAUUCACCCCAAGAACCCUCCCGGCCGACCCAACUUGGACCUCUCGGAAGACCAGUCAAGCUCUACUUCGCGCGUUCAUUGGCACAAGGUCUCGGAGCAUUUCCCCGUCCCCACGGGCGAGAUCAUCCCUCUACCGACCGGCAAACCCAAGGACAUACCCAAGAUUCAAUUCGCGUUCAAGCCCGAGACGGACUCCGCCAAGGAAAAGCGCGAAAAGCGCCUAGCCCUGGUCAAGGCCGAGAUGGAGCGCUCCUGGGGCGGAUACCGCAAGUUCGCCUGGAUGCACGACGAGCUUUCGCCCGUCAGUGGCCGCUUCCGCGACCCGUUUUGCGGCUGGGCCGCCACUCUCGUUGACGGUCUCGAUACGCUUUGGAUCAUGGGCAUGAAGGAGGACUUCGAUGCGGCCGCCAAGGCUGUAAAGGAUAUUGACUUUACCUAUAGCCCGACCCGUCGCGAUAUCCCUGUUUUCGAGACAAUCAUCAGAUACCUCGGUGGUCUGCUUGCUGCCUACGACGUAAGCGGCGGCAAGAAGGGCGAAUACAAAGUGCUGCUGGACAAGGCCCUCGAGCUCGCCGAUAUCUUGAUGGGCGUCUUCGACACGCCCAACCGCAUGCCCAUCCUGUACUACAACUGGGAGCCCCAGUACGCAUCCCAGCCACACCGUGCUACCACCGUCGGUGUGGCUGAGUUGGGCUCAAUGAGCAUGGAGUUCACCCGCCUUGCGCAGUUGACCGGCGAGGACAAGUACUACGACGCCAUUGCGCGCAUCACCAAUGCCUUUGAGGACCUCCAGAAUCGCGGCACCGCCAUCGACGGUAUCUUCCCUGAGCAGCUCGAUGCUUCCGGCUGCAACAGGACUGCCGAGGCCAUUGCGUACCAAGAGGCACAAGCUGCUGCUGCGAGUGCGAGUGCGGCCGCCGCCCGUCUCAGCGAGUCUAAGGAACGCGAGCCCGCUACCGCCCAGGAGACCGUCUUGGCCAAGAGCUACGGCAACGAACCCGAAGCCAACUCGAUUGCGAAACGGGCCGUCGGGGUCGACAAAGAUGGCGAGACCGUGGUGGAAAACGCCAAGGAUAUCGACAAGAAGCAGGCCUUCCCCGAGCCCAAGGUAAACGAGCAACCCAUCUACCCGGGUAACAGUGGCCGUAGACCGUCUCCCACAACGCCGGACAAAUCCUCGUGGGAGUGCAUCAAACAGGGCCUGGCUCCCGGUGGCUGGGGCUACCAGCAGUAUAGCAUGGGCGGGAGCCAAGAUUCCACCUACGAGUACUUCCCAAAGGAAUACCUCGUUCUUGGCGGCCUUGAACCCAAGUAUAAGACGAUGCACAUCAAGACAGUCGAGGCUGUCAAGAAAUGGCUGCUCUACAGACCCAUGGUCCCCAAUGAGAGAGACAUUCUCUUCUCGGCCAAGGUCUCCACCAGUGGCGACCCCGAGAACGACCUGCGAACCGAGUACGAGGUGACCCAUCUUACCUGUUUCAUCGGCGGCAUGUUUGGCUUGGGAGGCAAGAUCUUCGACAGACCCGACGAUGUCGAGAUUGCCAAGAAACUCACGGACGGCUGCGUCUGGGCCUACGAAUCUAUGCCCUCUGGUAUCAUGCCCGAAGGUGCCUCUGUUGUGCCCUGCGCUUCUACACAGAGCUGCCCUUGGAACGAAACCCUGUGGUGGGAGCACCUUGACCCGUCUGCUGAUUGGCGCGAGGUCCAGGUCGAGGCCUGGGAGGACAGACAACGUGAGAAGAAGCAGGAGCAGGAUGAGCUCCGCAAGCAGUCCGUGGAGAGAGGCAAGGCCGACCUGACGGACAGCAACCCCACGGGGAAGUCCAUUGAGAAAGAGACCCCUGUGCCGGAGACGAAGGACCCGCUCGCCGACAUUCACGUCCCCAAGGACGAACCCAAGAAAUUGGGAUCGGCCAAGAAGACCGAUUACCCCGCCCCCGAACCUGGCCUCAACAAGUCUCCCUCCAACGUCGAUGAGCACUUGCUGAAGAAGCGAGACCCCGCGCCGCCCGCAUCCCAGGAUCCUCGCAAGGCAUCUGCCGAUGAGGCCGCCAACAACUCUCUCAAGGACAAGCUUGAUCUGAACAGCGCCGAGAACACGGACGGCGUGUCCAACGACGCGCCGGCCAGCGGCGGCAUUGUGGGCAAGAUCAAGGUCGAAGAACAGGCAGAGUCCCCCGACCCGAAGCCGCUCACGCAUGAAGAGUACAUUAAGGAUAAGCUGGAGCGCGAGAACAUCCCACCUGGUUUCGUUAAUAUCAACUCCCGGCGGUACAUUCUUCGACCUGAGGCUAUCGAGUCCGUGUGGUACAUGUACCGCAUCACGGGCGAUCCCGAAUGGCAGGAGAAGGGUUGGAGGAUGUGGGAGGCUAUCAUCAAGGCGACGCGGACAGAGUACGGCAACAGCGCCGUUGACAACGUGCUGUCCGAGGAGCCACAGCCCGUGGACGAGAUGGAGAGUUUUUGGGUCGCCGAGACGCUCAAAUACUUUUACCUCCUGUUCUCAACACCGGAUGUCAUCAGUCUCGACGAUUGGGUGCUCAACACGGAGGCGCAUCCGUUUAAGCGGCCCGUCUAAUGAUAUCUCUUAAAGAGAGAAGAAUUGAGUGCGCGCUUGUUUUCACGGGUUGUCCGUGUGUGAGCAUGUGUGGCAGCUACAGGGAGAGAGACAAGAGGCAGAUACGGAGAGCAUGAAGUUCUGCAUAAGAUAUCACGGGGUGGUGGUCACCAUGGCGUUGCGGCGUCCUUUUCAAGUUGGCCUUGCUUGGUUGGUACUGAGUUGGGGGGUUUUCAUUGUAUAGAAUUGGAAGAAAGGGAUCAUCUAUACGGUUGGUCCUGAGUACGAAUGCCACCAAUGGACGCACUGCUAGCCAAUCGUCU